GGAAAACUCUGGACGCGACGAUGCAGACCUUGCAGGACAUGCUGACAGUGGAAGAUUUUGAUGUUUCAGAUGCCUUCCAGCAUAGUCGCUCCACUGAGUCGGUCAAAUCCGCUGCCUCGGAGACCUACAUGAGUAAAAUCAACAUUGCCAAGAGGAGAGCCAACCAACAGGAAACUGAAAUGUUCUACUUCACAAAAUUCAAGGAGUAUCUGAACGGCAGCAACCUGAUCACCAAGCUGCAGGCCAAGCAUGACUUGCUGAAGCAGACCCUGGGAGAAG
Messenger RNA from Tinamus guttatus (white-throated tinamou), 279 nucleotides. The record is from RefSeq and is a predicted model, not a curated record. NCBI's taxonomy places the organism in Eukaryota, Metazoa, Chordata, Aves, Tinamiformes, Tinamidae.